AUGGAGGAGUACGCCCGUGAGCCGUGUCCGUGGCGUAUAGUCGAUGACUGUGGCGGCGCCUUCACGAUGGGCGCCAUCGGGGGGUCAGUGUUUCAGGCCAUCCGGGGCUUCAGGAACGCCCCCCAAGGGGUCAACAAACGACUGCUGGGGUCGUGGUCUGCCGUGAGGACGAGGGCGCCCGUCAUCGGCGGUAACUUUGCCGUCUGGGGCGGACUCUUCAGUACCAUUGACUGCACUCUGGUUCACAUCCGCAAGAAGGAGGACCCCUGGAAUAGCAUUACGUCCGGCGCUCUC
Oppiella nova is the source of this 294-nucleotide messenger RNA. The record is from the annotation of a GenBank genome assembly. Lineage: Eukaryota; Metazoa; Arthropoda; Arachnida; Sarcoptiformes; Oppiidae.